CUCUGUCAUAGCUUCUGUUGUGUUUAUUUAUUGCUCCCCUUCCACUGCUGUUUGGUGCCGACAAGCUCAGCCUGUGCUUCUCUACCAGCUUGCACAGGUGGGUUAGAUUUACAUUAAUAAGCUUGGAAAGUAUUUGAGAGUGGGUGUUGAGAGGAGUAAUUAUUUUUUUUGUGCCUUUCAUAUAGAAGCUGGUGUUUGGGGGUUGAAGUCAGUAGUUUAUGGAGUGCUGCUUUUGAAACAAUGUUUGACAAACAUGAAAUCAGUGUGUGUCACUGACGAACCACCGCAGUGAAGAGCAAUUUGAGACACGAAAAGAAGGUGGUAGCUUCAGCGCAUGAGAGGAAGGCCAUGGGUUUUUUUCUAUGAACCUGGAAGUUGCAGUCCAGCCUAUGGGGAAGUGCACAUAAGAAUAGGAUAAAUAUGGCUUUUAAGGGUGAGGACCACUUAGAUUCCCUUCCGUUACCUGUUCAGCGCAUGCACUUAAUUCAAAUGGAUUCUGUUCAGCGAUGGAUGGAAGAUUUGAAGUUGAUGACAGACUGUGAAUGUAUGUGUAUUCUCCAGUCCAAGCCAAUCAGCAUUGAGAAGGAUGAACAAAAUGAACUUAUCCUUUCCUCACAAUAUAGCACAUGUGAUAACUUGCAGCUGCUAUUAAAAAGAGCUUGGAUCAUAAGCACAGAGUUGACCAGGAUUGCUCAAAAGCUAGAGAAGAAUAGAUGGCAGAGAGUCCACAGCAUGACAGUAAGAGUCAACUGUCAUGUACGUUCAAUGAUAAAUGAAUACAAUACAUUCACCAGGAAUUCUUCAGAAGAAAUGCACCAGUUUGAGAAACUUUUAAUAGACAAGUGCUCAGAAUUUACAGCAUUCACAGAAAGGUGCAUACAAACUGAAGAUGAACAGAUACUGAAGUCCAUGAAAUCUUCUAUUAGUGAAACGCUCACUAAUGUUGCUCAGUAUUUUGGCCAGUUGAUAGAGCUGGUUUUAACACAUGAGGCACAGAAUCUGCUGAGACAAAUAGAAUUGUCGGAUAGUAUGUACAUCACUGAGUCAGCGAUUAGUAGUUUAUUCAGCCUUACCCAGGAAGGUUCUCAUCUGUGCCGUAUCAUAGCUAAGGAAGGAGGUGUAGUUGCUCUCUUUAAGAUCUGUCGCCAGGAUUGUUUCAGGUGUCUUUAUCCCCAGACGCUGAGAACAUUGGCAUCCAUUUGCUGCGUAGAGGAAGGGAUGCACCAGCUGGAAAAGGUUGAUGGGAUACUGUGCCUGGCUGACAUUCUUACUGAUAACAGCCAUUCUGAAGCAACUCAUGCAGAAGCAGCAGCAGUAAUUGCACAGAUCACAUCUCCGCAUCUCAUGUUCACUCAGCAUCUCAGCAGCUUUCUGGAAAAUAUGGAAGAAAUUGUAACAGCACUUGUCAAACUGUGCCAAGAAGCCUCAUCUGGUGAAGUUUUCCUGCUGGCUUCAGCAGCUCUUGCCAAUAUUACUUUCUUUGAUACCAUGGCUUGUGAAAUAUUGCUCCAGUUAAAUGCGAUGAAGAUUCUUCUAGCAGCAUGUUCAGACAAACACAUAGUGGAUACUCCAUAUUCCAGAGAUCAGGUGGUAACAAUAUUGGCAAACAUGUCUGUCUUGGACCAGUGUGCUUCAGAAAUCAUUCAAGGAAAUGGUGUUCAACUUUUAAUGGAAAUGCUCUUUGAAAGAUCAUCUUCAGGAAAUUCAGCAGAAGUUGCUGCUUGUGAGCGAGUCCAACAGAAAUCUGCAGUUACGCUGGCACGACUCAGCCGAGAUCCUGAAGUGGCAGAUGCAGCCGUAAAACUCAGCUGUAUUCCUCGCCUAAUUAAACUUUGCAGAUCACCAACUGAAAGAAAUAACAGUGAUUCUGUUUUAGUGGCAUGUCUGGCAGCCCUACGGAGACUAGCAGUUAUGAGUCCUGAAGGACUCGAAGAUUCAGAUUUUCAGCAGCUAGUAAAGCCCAGACUUGUGGAUUCCUUUCUGCUAUGCACAAAUAUGGAAGAGAGCUUUGUAUAAAUGUGAGCCAAAAACCUUUGAAAAAUAAACAAAGUGAUAGGUAUACAAUAAGAUAAUACAUAUACAAUUCUAUUUAGUUUUAGUCCUAUUGUUAUUUAUGAUUUAUUUAUUUUAAAACCAUGAACACGUGGUUUGUAGGAGCAAAGAAACAGAAUGAGCAAACUUGUUUCAGUGGUUUGCAAAGGUCAUUUUUUAUUUUCUUUUCCUGCCAAGACACAUCAACAGACCUUAUCCCUGCAAUCUAACAAAACGUUGCCUUCUUUAAUGUAGUUGAAUCAAGGUAACAAAGCCAAGAAUUUGGUGCUCUGACGUUAAAUGCUUCUAAUAAUGUUUUAUCGCUGAUAUUUUUCUAGUUAGAACAUUUUGCAGUUUUUUUAUGAAAUGCUUUAGUCUCGUGCAUUUGCUCCAUUAGAAGUAAAAUAAUCCUUAAAGCUAGAAGUAUAUACUUUGAAAUGAAAGGGAUGUUACAGUCUGAGUCCAGUUCUUAAAUGUUAUUAUUUUUUAAUAGAUUAGCUGAGAAAUUUUUUCAGAAAAUUUUCAAAUACUGACUUGGAAUGAUGUUAGAGGACAUUCUUACGCUGUGGAAGUGAGCAUGUCCAGACAUGUUUUUAAUAUUCAAGCUACUACUUUUGUGAAAAGUUGCCCAUGCAUGCACUAAAUAAUCAGAACUUAUAAAUUAAUUGUAACUUGAAUUUCCAUUUUUCCAUUUUUCUAACUAGUCCUGUAUUUCUCAAACUGUGAAAUGGGAUGUUCAGGAGCUCUUGGAGUUGACAAAGGAGAUUUUACCACUGGAUAACAACAUAAAGAAUAGAGUUGAUUUAAAAAGAGAUUUUUUUUUCAUGAACAUUCCUCUUAAAAUAUACCAUUUUCUUUUCAUUAAGAAACUAUAUAAAUUUAAAAUUACUCAACCAGCAAUAUCUUGAGUGUUUUUCCCCCCAACUUCUCACAAAGCACUCUCUAGAUUAUGAAAGUACAUGUAUUUUUUUCCUUGAUGGCUUGCAUCUAUCGCUCUGGAUCAUUUUAUGAUCAGCAGCUUUAGGGUACUAGUAAAUCUGCCAAAAAAGCAAACACAUUUCUUCUUUACUGUACUUACUUUGUAGAUAUGCUAAGCAGCUUAAUUCAUUAAUGUUUAUUUAGUAUUAUGUGGUGUUUAGAUGAAAGGCACCAGGAAAUUGCUAAGCUGUGAUUGUCUUCCACAUUUUCUGUGUCUGAGGAAACUGUCCUGCUUCAAGCAGUGAUACAUGGCGGCUACUUUCUUCUCCCUUUGAGUAUAUGGGUUAAGAAGUCUCUGUCUUAACAUGAGUAUAUGGGUUAAGAAAUAUCUGUCUUAACAUUUCUUCCUUGUGAUCUCUUCAUUUAACUAUGAGCUCUAUCUUGACUGAAGUUUUAAAACAGAAAACAUACAAUGACCUCUGUCAUAAGCAACUACUCAAAGAUAAGCAUUGAAUCAGAUGUUUCACAGAUGUAAUUUUCUAGUAAGAGCAGACAUGAAUUCUGCUUUGUUUGCUAACUUUGAGACAGCUCCUUAAACCUCCGAGAUUGUUAAGAGGUAUGGUACUGUACAGCUUUAAAAAUGUUAUACAAGUGAUGGACUUUAACACUUUCCUCACUAAGCAGAAAUACAUGUAUGAACGAACCAUGGAUGCUUUAAAUAGUAACAUCAACAUUCUUGGUAUAAACAAUGAAGUCAUAAAUCUCAUAAAAAAUGAACUCAAUAAGAUCCCGUUGCUAUCAAGCUGAUAGCGUGAUAAUCCCUAAUAGUACACAUAUCAAAUUCUGUUGUGAAUGUGCUGUACCAAACCUCAUUCUGUCAGCUGCAACUAACACCAGAGACAGGAGUUUUUAGAUGGGGUAGGGUUUAUCUCAUAAUAGGUAAACUUAAAAUCUCAUUUUAAAAAAACGUCCAUACAUGUAAAGUGAACUGAAGUAGCUAUUAAGAAAAUUCCAUUAUGACUCAUAAUGCUUUAAAACCAUUUCUAACAGGUCAAUCAAAUAUUCAGUGAGCAGGCCAGUAGCAAUGAAUGAGUCUAAUUUUCUCUUAGAUACAAUAAUGUGAAUCCACAUCAAUUGAUUUUACUACAGAUACUCUCAAUCUGUAAAUGUGUGGCCAUAACUCUAGGCCCAUAUUGUCCAUUUACGUUUGUUCAUAUUAUGAAUGUGGCUGUUUGCAUUACAGAAACAAAAUACAUUUAGGUGGAUCUCAUAUUUGCAGUAGAAAAAUAUAUCUUGAAAGAGCCAGUUCAGACCUGUUAUCACCUAAGUGUCACUGAAACCAUUUUUGCUAGGUCUGAAUCUCUCACCUAAAGUUGUGCACUUUAUUUUUGUAUAUGCUAAAGUUUAUGAGAAAAUAAACAUAACUCUUCCUUUCCUCUUAAUUAACUUGGAAAUAAAAAGUCAUUAAAAAUACUGAGAUAUUAUUUUCUCAUUACUUCUGAAUGAAUUCUGGAUUACAAAUGUUUGCUUUGAAAGUGACUUCUCAGUUUUUAAACCAAAAAAAGAGAAACAGUUUAAGCCAGAAUAAACAUGUUUGAUUUCAAUGUAGUAUGAAACAAAAUAUUUUGUGUCAAAAGAUUUUCACUAAAACAUGCAUUUUGGUGGAUCAAUCUUUGGACUCCCUGUAUAUAUACAUAUAGAGUUAGUAGAGUGAGGUAGACAGUAUGUGUAAUACAUUUACAUGUCAAUUCAUAUAUGUGGACUCAUUGACCUGUAGAGACUGCAUGUAGGUUAGAUAUUAGCUUAAUCAUUCUGGAAACGGAAUGUUAUGCUUAUCAGAAAUAUUGUAGUUUCAUUUAUAUUUUUCUGAACAUUUUAGAUUUUAUAUGAGAUUAGAAAUGUUAGACAAACUUGCAGUGAACUGCAGGAUUCUUUGUAACUUUGAUUUACAUUCCAGUGACUUUGGACAAUGUGUUCAAAUUUCACCUUUAGUUUGAACUGUUUACAGAUAUUUGGGGCCCAGAUGUUUCAUUCAUAGAAUAAAUUUUUUUUCCCAGUUCA
This is a messenger RNA of Harpia harpyja (harpy eagle), 5010 nucleotides long. RefSeq names its product INSC spindle orientation adaptor protein (gene INSC). The record is from RefSeq and is a predicted model, not a curated record. Bases 421 to 2016 code for a protein of 531 amino acids. Gene Ontology annotation, biological process: apical protein localization; regulation of asymmetric cell division; asymmetric cell division. The transcript has 13 exons. NCBI's taxonomy places the organism in Eukaryota, Metazoa, Chordata, Aves, Accipitriformes, Accipitridae. Gene Ontology annotation, molecular function: protein binding; cytoskeletal adaptor activity. Gene Ontology annotation, cellular component: apical cortex.